UAAAGAAGAAGAAGAGAAAGAAGAUAGAAAAGAAAGGUAUUGAGAUUAGGCAAACAAGUGUUGAUUAGCAGGGAAUCGACAAUGGAGUGUAUCACUCAUCUAUCCACAUCGUCAGUAGUCUCAGUCACACUGUAAAAUUUAUUUAAUUAUUAUCUUUCUGUAUUUCACAUUUCAUUUCAUAUGCAAAUACGCAUAUGAAAUUGCAAUUGCGAAGCAUUUCCGAUCCAUAGAAAAAGAACCCUUUGUGACAGCUGUAACCACCAGGGGUGAAAAAACAUUCCCUCUCAAGGUAGAUUAGAAUACGAAUUUCUCUGGUAAUUGGUUUUCUUCUCAAGUAGCGAGAUCCAUCUCGCUAGGGUUUUUGUUUGCGCGAGAUGGCGUCUUCAUCAUCAUCAUCAUCUUCUUCUUCAUCUUCAUCAUCUUCGACUUCUAGCUGGCGCGAGGGAAUGUCCUCUGAUAACAUUAAAGGUCUAGUCCUUGCUCUUUCAUCCAGCUUCUUCAUCGGUGCUAGCUUUAUCGUCAAAAAGAAGGGUUUGAAAAAGGCCGGUGCCAGUGGAAUCAGGGCAGGAAGUGGAGGCUAUUCGUACUUGUAUGAACCACUUUGGUGGGUGGGCAUGAUAACAAUGAUUGUUGGAGAGAUUGCCAAUUUUGCAGCAUAUGCAUUUGCUCCAGCUAUAUUGGUCACUCCUCUUGGUGCUCUUAGCAUUAUUAUCAGUGCUGCUCUUGCCCAUAUUAUCUUACGGGAGAGACUACAUAUAUUUGGAGUUCUUGGUUGCGCUUUGUGUGUUGUGGGGUCUACGACAAUUGUUCUACAUGCUCCUCAAGAAAGAGAAAUUGAAUCAGUGCCAGAAGUAUGGGAUCUUGCUAUGGAUCCAGCUUUUCUCUUUUAUGCAGCUUUGGUUAUAACAGCUACCUUUGUUCUUAUCUUCCAUGUCAUUCCUCAAUACGGCCAGACACACAUAAUGGUUUAUAUUGGCGUUUGUUCCCUUGUAGGUUCCUUAUCGGUUAUGAGUGUUAAGGCUCUUGGAAUUGCCAUAAAGUUAACUCUGUCAGGGAUGAAUCAGCUAAUUUAUCCUCAAACUUGGGUAUUCGCUCUAGUUGUAACUGUUUGUGUUCUUACCCAAAUGAAUUAUUUAAAUAAGGCACUGGAUACUUUCAACACGGCAGUGGUAUCUCCCAUAUAUUAUGUUAUGUUCACAACAUUAACCAUCGUAGCCAGUGUUAUCAUGUUUAAGGACUGGGAUAGGCAAAGUCCAACACAAGUAAUCACAGAAAUAUGUGGGUUUGUGACGAUACUUUCAGGAACUUUUCUUCUGCACAGGACUAAGGAUAUGACUGAUGGUUUACAAGGUUCUUCUAUUAGACUUAAUAAGCAUUCAGAAGAGGAUGGCCUUGAUGAUGGUGAAGGGAUUCCACUUAGAAGGCAAGAUUCCAUGAGGUCGACAUGAGAUAUUCUUUGCGCCACAUCUUGCAUAUCUCAAAAGCUUGAGGCGCUGGGGAGGGAUUUUACCAAGUCAUCAUGUAUUUUACUGACUAUUUUCCUCCCCAUGAUAUUUUUUCCUGAUACAGUAUGGAGUGGAAGGAUGAGAGUUUCCUAUCACUGUUCUUUUGGCCUCCUGAUGAUUGUGCUUUCUGAUCUUGUCUUGUACACCUCUCCACACUCCAUACGGAUGACAAACACCGAUGUAAUUUUUCUGCACGCUGAUUAUAUAUAGUGUACCUCAGUUAAAUGAAAGUAUUCAUCAAAUUUUGAACUGGACAGCGUAGCAAUGUUCUUAUCAGUAUGUGCCAAUGUAACUUGAGCUGACCCCCUAUUUCUCUUUGCGUUUGUCGGAGAAAAGUAUGGAAGUCAGGAUUUGUAGAUUUUAAAGUCAAAUGAAUGAAUUGUUUAAUGCAUUCCAGU
Cicer arietinum (chickpea) is the source of this 1903-nucleotide messenger RNA. Its product is annotated as probable magnesium transporter NIPA4. Gene Ontology annotation, cellular component: membrane. Gene Ontology annotation, biological process: magnesium ion transport. Lineage: Eukaryota; Viridiplantae; Streptophyta; Magnoliopsida; Fabales; Fabaceae. The record is from RefSeq and is a predicted model, not a curated record. Gene Ontology annotation, molecular function: magnesium ion transmembrane transporter activity.